Molecule: messenger RNA, 13623 nt
Organism: Camelus dromedarius (Arabian camel)
Lineage: Eukaryota; Metazoa; Chordata; Mammalia; Artiodactyla; Camelidae
Gene: KCTD16
Product: potassium channel tetramerization domain containing 16
Exons: 4
Coding region: 822-2108 (428 amino acids)
Biological process (GO): protein homooligomerization; regulation of G protein-coupled receptor signaling pathway
Cellular component (GO): signaling receptor complex; postsynaptic membrane; presynaptic membrane
Molecular function (GO): protein binding
Source: RefSeq, a predicted model, not a curated record
CCGAGCGCCCGGGAGUCGCGUGCCCACGGCCGGCGCGCAGCGUCCCCCGUGCAGUCCCGGCGACCUGCCACCGAGGAGGACGUGACUCCGAGCCGCCUCCGCUUUCUCCAAGCCAUAUUCCUUUAAGAUGAUGUAAUAGUCACUUCCCUGGAUGGUCUCCUGCCUGCACUGCUGAAACAACAGCACCCGAACUGCGCCGGGAACUGUGGAACCACCCAGCUCCGCCGCCGGGGAAGCCGGAGCCGAGCCCCCCGCCGGCAUCUCCGCGCUGCGGCGGCCGCGGCUCCCGCCUGGCUGGGAACAUGGGAGCCCGCCUGCCCUUGCCGGCAGGCGGGGUGGCUGCCUGGGACCCCAGCAGGGCACCGCUGUCUUUCGUUCUGCUUCUGGGCUUUCUGAAAAGCUUCUAAGUCCCGCUCCGAGACUGUGUGUGUGACUGUGGAUUCCGACUGCUUUGCAAAUGGGUAUCUCUCCACAAGAGCUGUGUGUCCAGCAUUCAUUAAGACAGACCUCUCAGUAACUGGGGACCUGGCCUGCCUAGCCCGCUGAGCUUGGGGAAGAUCGGAUGGAGAUGAGUUGAUUAUCUUCCACGAAGUAAUAGCUCACCACCUGCCGGGGUUUAAACUACUUAUGCAGCAUCCCCACACCCUUGGACUCUUGGCAAUUCUGCUUUCUUGGGGAAAAACCUGGGGCAAGAGGAGGUCGUUUUUAACAAGUUAGUGUCCUCUCCCUCCCUUACAAGUUGAUGCAAAGGCUCAGGCUGUGACUCCACUGGAUUGCACCUUCACAUCCAAAUAGAAGAAGAAGAAGCAGCAGCAAGCACCAUGGCUCUGAGUGGAAACUGUAGUCGCUAUUACCCUCGAGAACAAGGGGCUGCCGUUCCCAACUCCUUCCCCGAGGUCGUGGAGCUGAAUGUGGGGGGUCAAGUUUAUUUCACUCGCCAUUCCACGUUAGUAAGCAUCCCUCAUUCCCUCCUGUGGAAAAUGUUUUCCCCAAAGAGAGACACAGCUAACGAUCUAGCCAAGGACUCCAAGGGAAGGUUUUUCAUUGACAGAGAUGGAUUCUUGUUCCGUUACAUUCUGGACUAUCUCAGGGACAGGCAGGUGGUCCUGCCUGAUCACUUUCCAGAGAGGGGAAGACUGAAAAGGGAAGCUGAGUACUUCCAGCUCCCAGACUUGGUCAAACUCCUGACCCCCGAUGAAAUCAAGCAAAGCCCAGAUGAAUUCUGCCAUAGUGACUUUGAAGACGCCUCCCAAGGAAGCGACACGAGAAUCUGCCCCCCUUCCUCGCUGCUCCCUGCCGACCGCAAGUGGGGUUUCAUUACCGUGGGGUACAGGGGUUCCUGCACCAUGGGCAGAGAGGGGCAGGCAGACGCCAAGUUUCGGAGAGUUCCUCGGAUUUUGGUUUGUGGAAGGAUUUCCUUGGCAAAAGAGGUCUUUGGAGAAACUUUGAAUGAGAGCAGAGACCCUGACCGAGCCCCAGAAAGAUACACCUCCAGAUUUUAUCUCAAAUUCAAGCAUCUGGAAAGGGCUUUUGAUAUGUUGUCAGAGUGUGGAUUCCACAUGGUGGCCUGUAACUCCUCAGUGACAGCGUCUUUCGUCAACCAAUAUACAGAUGACAAGGUCUGGUCAAGUUACACCGAGUACGUCUUCUACCGUGAGCCUUCCAGGUGGUCAUCCUCGCACUGUGACUGCUGCUGCAAGAAUGGCAAGGGUGACAAAGAAGGGGAGAGUGGCACCUCUUGCAACGACCUCUCCACCUCCAGCUGCGACAGCCAGUCUGAGGCCAGCUCUCCCCAGGAGACGGUCAUCUGUGGGCCCGUGACACGCCAGACCAACAUCCAGACUCUGGACCGCCCCAUCAAGAAGGGCCCCGUGCAGCUGAUCCAACAGUCAGAGAUGCGACGGAAAAGUGACCUGCUCCGGACUCUGACUUCGGGCUCCAGGGAGUCGAACAUGAGCAGCAAAAAAAAAGCUGUGAAGGAAAAGCUCUCCAUUGAGGAAGAGCUGGAGAAGUGCAUCCAGGAUUUCCUAAAGAUCAAAAUUCCAGAUAGGUUCCCCGAGAGGAAGCAUCCGUGGCAGUCUGAACUUUUACGGAAGUACCAUCUAUAGGGGCAGGCUGGGGGGGCGGGGGUGGGAGGAGAAACAAACCGUGUCACCAUUUUGAAAUAAACCUCCUAAACAGAAUCCACAUUUGAAAAGAAAAACAACAAUCCACGUUUAUUAGAACACAAUAGCUCGUUGACCUAUGACUACUGCCUACUUACCUAGUUCACCUUAACACGUAAAGCCACAGGGUAGAUUUCUCUCCAGAUGUGCAAAUGUAAAAAAAUCUUUUUUUUUUUUUUUUGGUGGGGGGGGAGUUAUUUCUUUGUUUGUUUGUUAACUUGGUCCCAUGUGCUGAGUAUCUUAUCUCUAAGGAGAGCCAGCUAUGUAAGAAUAGCUGAGAAGACAUGGGAAUCCUUCCUCCCAGACUGGGUUUUUCUCUCAUCUUCUACCUCCCUCCUUUGAAUGAGAAUAUGGUAGAGACCUGGCCCAAUGGCAUGUGUUUGGAUUUUUAAAUUUUCCUUUUCCCUUUUGUUUAUGGGGGAAGGGGUGGGGAGGAUGGCAGAUUUAUAUGACUUUUCACUCAAAUCGAUUAUGUGCCAGUUUAUAUUGACCCCGUCUGCAUGAGUAUUUGUGCAACACAAGCACAACAAAGUGUGUAUAUACAUGAGGCGCACGAGAUCCCAGGGCCUGGACGUCCUAAGGGCUGUGCUCACGGUCCCAGCAGCACCCUCUUAGCGUCCUUCCGACACACGAGCCUCUGCUCUUUUCUUAAAGCCCUCCUGGGAAGGUUUCCCAGCCUCUCUUGGCAAGGCUUCCGAACAUCCAAUAACCCUCAUCAUCAACAAAUCGUCUUCCUUAUUUCAAAAUUAACACCCUCAGGCUCCAUUUUACCGCGAUGCUCUUUCUCUGUGCUAGGAGAGCUAGUCAAACUUUCUUUGUAUUAAAGGAACCCAAACACCCAUAUCCACAAAAAUGACUGCAAAACGACCCCACACUCAGCCUGCCCUACCCUGGGCUGAAUUACUUUCCUUCUCUUGGUAUUUUCAGAGCUCUUACUGCCCGUGUUGUAACGGUGUGGCCUUCCCACAUAGCCCACGUUGAGUUCUCUGCACUCCUGUGUAGCCGUGGGAAUAAGAACAGCACAGAGUCCUUGAAUAAGGCUCCCACCUUUUGUGCUCAGAGGAAAGUGUUUUUCACAUCCCUCCUAAUCAUUUCUCAUAACCUUUUAAAACUACAGUGCUACAUUGUUACUUUCUUGUAGCCAGAUCUGUUUGCCUUUGGGAUCUGGGAUUUGGCUGUGUCCAUACUAGGACUUGGCCGUCACUGAUGUCUGUGAACAAUCCAUCUGGAUAACUGGAGCCCCGAAAUGAUGACUCCGGCUUUCUAAACCAUCUUUCUUGAUUACACCCUUGACUUGUAUAGACACAGCCAAAAAGAAACUGUGAAUAGCCAUCCAUCUAUGUGACUCUGUAUUCUAUUCACCUACCAAUAGUUCUUUCAUAGACUUGUGGUAAAUGAAGAUUAGAGGCCAAGUUUUACCUUCAGCAUUCCUCAUGCAGUUAAGUGGGAACUGAAAAAUAAUUUGUCCAUCAUUAAUUGUGUGCCAAGCACUCCUAAUUUCUUUCUUUUUAUUGUGUGUGUAUGUAUAUAUGUGUCACAGGUAAUAAAGGCAACUGGAUGGUGUCUGUAGGAGGGAAAAAUAACGACCAGUGGCUUCUUUUUGAAAUCUUUGAUUGAUACACGUUUAUCAUGUAAGAGAUCCGUCUUAAUUUCUGUUAUUAUACCCAUUAGUAUAUGGAUAUCUUUCUGAAUUUUUUGUAAUUCUUGCCUUCACACCCGGGCAACAGACUUGGCCAAUGGUUUCUUGUCCUGAUGGUUUGAAUGGAGUUUACAGUUUUACUUAAGUAAAAAAAGAAAGAUCAUUUGGGGAGUUGAGUUGUCAAGAGAAUUAUCAUUAUGAAUUUAAGUGGUAUCUUUUUAUGUGUUAAUAUAUUAGUUGACGUUUGAUCUUAACUGCAACAUAGCUUUGUAAAGCCUACCAGUAAUCUUCAGUCUUUUCAAUGUUUCUUUAUGCCAUAUCAGAAUACCACCGUCCUAAUAAUAGAAGAUUUUGCAUAGAUCAUAGAACUUCAUGGGUCAAGAAGUUAAAUUUGGUGAAAAUAUCCCCAAACUCACUUUGGUCAGAUGAUUCUUAUGGUCCUCCUGGAAGUGCUGUCAAAGAGUUGGGGGUCGGAAUAAGAAGGGCAGAGUCCCAGCUUCCUUAAAUUUCAAACCUGAUUGUAAUGGUAUCAGAUCAAGACACACUAGUAAGAAUUAAAGAACUAGUAAAAUGGCAGUCAACCCACUACUCUUACUGCAUACUUUAAAUAGGAAAUUGAAGACUGCAAAGAAAAUGUUCAUGGCAUCACUUCUCUGUCCUUUGCCCCAUCAUGACUUUUUUCCUGGGUAGGCAGUCUUCAUACCCUCAAUGAACAAAACUAGUGGGAAGUCUGUUUAAAACAACAAUAAAAUUUUUAAUCUGGGUCAGGUCUAGGCUGACACCCACCCCAAAGUGUCCAAAUAGCUGAAACAACAGCAUUCUCUUCUUGUGUGUGGGUGUUUGGUGCAGAGGUGAUGGUAGACCUGGCCGGUGAAAGAUUCCGCAGGGGCACCGAGUCAAUGGACACCUUCAGUCCUAGCUUGAGUGGGGUUCAAGUGAGGGCUACGUGGCCUGCAACACUGGCAGCAAGUUCUGGGUGAGUUAGAAGGUUAAAUACUGUAGUGGCCCUGGUAGUCACCAUGAAUCAGGCCCAUUGUCCUGAACUUAACAUAGUUUUAAAAACGUGUAGUUCAGUUCCGGGCAGAAUGAUACAUAUGGUUUGCUUCUUGAAUAUUCGUUAUGACAAGGGCUGAUAUUCGUUAAGCAUCAAAUGGGUCAAAUGGAUGAGGACUCGUAUGUGCAGAGCCCCAACUUAAGUUGCCUCCUGGAAAAUUCUGCAAUGCUGAAACCCCCUGAGCUUUGAGUGUGGGGAGGCGGUGGUCAUUCACUAUGAUAUGUGGGUCUUCUGAAGUCAGAACCGUAUUUAUAAUGUCCUCCUACCCACUAUCAAAAAGAGAGUGACCUGUGUUCAGCAGGAAAGGGGGAAGACAGGAAAAUAAAACUGUGGGAUCACUGUGGUAGUGUGCUCUCCCUGCCCCCACUAAGAAAAAUACGGCACUGAGAAAUGGCCAUAAAACACAAAGUGAGGUGGUUUCCACAAUACGCAGUGAUGUUGUCUUUGGUAAUUGUAGGCACAGUUAUCUUCUGGAAAUGCAUGCACGGUGAAUUAUAAUAAAGGGGGAACAGUGCACAAAUCAUAAGUGUUCCCUUUGCUAUUUAUUCUUCCAUAGCUUUGUCUAUCCCCAACUAAUUCGUUUGUUGGGGGCACAUUUAUUAAAAGAGCUAACAUGGAAGUUUUCACUUUUCCAUUGGCCUUAUUUGAUUCAGGACCACCUUUAUCCAUAGGCGUGGAUGUGUAUUGUUCAUUCUGGGUCAUCUUUGUUGUCUUUGCAUGUGUUUCUGGAUUACUUUUGCUUCUCUGGGCUUUUGAUUCCUUUCUGACUAUCCUUUGUCUGUGCCAAGCGAAACAUGCUCCAGGGAGGAAAAAGAAAAGGCGUAUUUGGUGUUUUGCAAAAUUACUUGACACCAGGUCCCGGAAUGGGAACCAAACUUUGAUUCGCAUCUAUUUUUCUUGGUUACAAUUCCAACCUUGCAACUUGGUAUUUAUCAUAGUGGAUUAACUAAGAGCACUUCAGUGCUGAUGUUUUUUGCCACUAGAUGUAACGCCGUGGAACUUGACUAACCUUGGUCUUCUAGAUGUUCUUUCCUAGAGUUAAGACUCUCUGAACUUUUAGAAAGAAUUCUUUGUCACCUCCACUCGACCUAGCAGUUUUCAGAGGGAAAGUGCAGAGAGUCAUUUUUCCCCCAAUGACUCUGGCAGAGAGAUGUUUUUUGCCAAUUUGCAUGCUGGGUUAUAGGUUUAGCGUGGGCUGUUUCUCUUUUAAUGUCUUUGUAUUGUUGGCAUCUUGCAAUCUUGAUGGCCCACUAUUCCAAUUUAUUUAUUUUCUUUUAUACUGUCAAAAUAACAUGCUAGAGAAAGAAUCAGAGUGAGCAUUCUGUAUUCUGAGUUAAAAUGGAGUUAGAUGUCAUUUGUACGAGUCUGUACAAUGAUUAAUAUCUGUAGAGAAAUUAGACCAAAUGAAACCUGCUAGAAUGGUUUUGAUUUAUAUUGCCUUCAUCAUUCUGAUUUUAGAUGAAAUGGUUAUUGCUUUCCACCCCUGCUGAAAAAAGAGAGUGUUAAACUUUAAUAAUCACAGCACCAUGAUGCAAGCACAAAGCUUGUUCAUUUGAAGUGUCUGUUUUUCUCAUCUUCACAUAUACUUUAGAAUAGAGACUCUUUUCUCCUGUGACCUCCUCUGCAAACUUUUGGGCAGUGUUUCCAAUACUCAGCAUGCAUAAAAUCAUUUGUAAAAAUGCAGAUUCCUUCACCCUAACCCCUGAGAGUCUGAUUCAGAAACUUCAAACAGGGCCAAGGAAUCUUCAUUGUGCGUCAUUAUCCUUAAUGAUUUUAAUGAGAUGGCUUGUGGACCUUUCUUUGAGAAACUGUUCAGAGACAAUGCAGAGGUCAACAUAUCUCUCACUUCCUUGUGGUACUUCCUCUCUCUUUCCACUGCAGAUAAGUCAAAGCAUGCAUAAUUCAUUAUCUUAAGAGAAAAGACCCCAAAAAGGAACACCCAGCACAAGGGCAGAGUAGAUUUCCAUAAUUUCUUUGUCCUUUCACCUGCCUGUCAAUCAUAACGUCUUCUCCAUGUUGUGUAUGUUUAUGCCUUUUUUUUUUCCCAUGCUGAAAACCUGCAUCAGUCUAGUUUUGUGGCUGGGUAGAUGGGAGCACGUGUCUGAGUGAGAUGUGCCCUAAUGAUGCCCAACAAGGAGUUGUUCAUUUCUAGGCCCUUACGCGGUUCGGGUCAGAGGAACUUGAGAAUGAUCCAUAAUUUAAUGAUGUGUGUGGCCCCAAAGGGGGUUCCAAUAACUGCAUGCACAAACUACCCAAAUGAAUAUGGAAUGAUUAGUGAUUUCAGCUGUAUUUCACAAAUAAAAUCCUAACUCAUGGAGCUGCUCAAUUUGUCCAGUUUGACUCAAACAGGACUAGGAGGCUCUCAGAUAGUUGAAGACCCUGAACCCCAACAUUGAUUAAAAACUUCAAGCGAAACCAAUGAGGGAGAAUAAAUUAAAAAAAAAAAAAAAAGAAAAGAAAAAAAGAAAGAAGGAGUGGAUUCAAAAUAGCUGUCAUAGUCCGUAAGUAAUGACAUGAAGUUCUCUAAUUUUCCAGGCACUCUGACCAGGAGAGAUGGCUGUACUAUGAUUAUUCAGAAAGAAAAAAAAUUUGGAGGUUUUUCAAUGAUCCACUUGGUCCCGUCCAUGUACGAGAGUAACUAGAGAGUUACCAAACUCCCACAUGCUACCAGAAAUAGAGAAUGGAUGACUUAAAUUCAUGCUUGUCAUGAUCAUUAGUUAGCAUUUAAGUAAAGACUACUACAAAGGAAAGUAAAUAAUGGUUAAUGAAACUAAUGAACUUGAGACACUAAUUAAGAUUACUUGGCGAAGAAUUUUAAAAAAUAACAAUAACUUUAAAUUUGAUUCAGUUUGCCUUCCCUCCUUUACUUCCCAAGUGGGAUUCCUUUACUUCCCCAGCUUCCUAAUCUUUAAAAAAUGUUCCUCUUGUUUGUGAACAAAUUGUGUUGUUUACUGGAUAAAGAAUUUUGAGUUCUUAAACUGUCAUCCUUGCUUUAUUUAGGAAAUUUACUUUGAAAAGUCUAAAGAAAAAUGUGUCCCCGUCCAGUGACUAUCAAGGAGUUUGUCCUGGGGGAAGAAGGCAGUGAUGUUCCUGUUAAUCAGCUUUCUAAAAGCACUUACAUGCCAACUGGAGGAUUUAGUAAGUCUCCUCUCUCCAGCGACCUCUUCCAUCUUGUCAGUUUAUUCUUAGAAUUGACCUUUAGCUAAUUUACCUGCAUUUGCACAAUAAAAAUCAGCAUAACUUCAGACUCUUCCCCUGCUGAUGUUGGCUCCAUCCAUCACAAAUGGAAGAGGACUGAUGAUGCACAACUAAGUAGUGGAGGAGAGUUGCUUUAUAAUUGCAUCUGUGAGUGUGUGCACGUGUGUGUGUAUGUGUGUACGUGUGCAGUUUUUAGGUUGGUGUUGGGUCAGUGGCUAGUAGUGUCCAUGGUAAUGCUAUCCAAGUGCAAGGAUAAAGUUCUUUGGUUACAAAGUUUAACAGCUUUGAAUUCAGCACUUUGAAUAGUUUUUCUUCACUGUGGGUGUCAGUCUUUGAGAAUGUUGAGAAGAGCUGGUUUCCCGAUGCAAAAUUCAAACAUUUCAGAUUUCUAGAUAAAAACCAAACUCAUUUUCAUUUACAUAGUCACUGGUGGCAUCUUACUAAAAGAAAGAAAAAAGAAAAUGAAUGCCUGGGAAGUUAAAUGUGCAUCGAAUUCACACUGAUCACUAGCAGUUUUUGUCAACUGCAGCCAGUGGUCAGUGUUUUAUCUUGUAGGAGAGAGACACACAGAAACACUUGCAGGAACAGCUCUUUUCUGAUUUUUGUGAGUUAUGUGCAUUUAAGGCAGCAACUCGCAUCCAGGGGAGAUUUAGCACCCCAGGGGACUUUCCCCAAUGCCUGGGGACAUUUUUUGAUUUUCAUGAUUUGAGAGGUGCUACUGGCAUCCAGCGAGUAAAGGAAGCUGCUAAAUAUCCCACCGUGCACCAAACAGACCCCACAACAGAGAAUUAUCCAACCCCACAUGUCCAUGGUGCUGAGGCUGAGAAACCCUGAGUUAAGGGUUGACUCAUAUCUUCUAAGACAUUCUUAACCAUGUAGAGACAGACUCUGGGUCAAGAGAUAGGAUGAAAUGAACAGCAACAAUUUGUAUCACCUUAAUUCUGUACAGUGUUCACUUAUUAUCACUUUAUAUAGAUGUAAAUGCUGAAAUUUGGAGAAAAAUGUCAUUUUCUCCCAGAGUUCCCGUAGUGAUGAGGCAGGCCUGUGGGCUAGGACUCUUUCUUCUAUCUAAGUCUUUUUCUGCCUCAGGAAAAAUGCUACUUCAGUGGAGUCAUCAACUUUAUAGCAGCGAAAUGUGUUUGCCGUGAAGCACUUUGGGGGCAUUUUCAGUUAGGUGACCCUAUGAGGGAUGUUUUUCAAGCUGCUCAACAGUAGACAACAAGGUGCUCUCAGAAAUAAAACAGGAAAGAGGGAGCAAGAAUGCUUAGAACAGGCCAACGACUUCAUUGUCUUUAAUGCUCAGUGUGUCCUCCAUUACUUUGGGUUGAAUAUCCCCUCACUAAAGAUGAUACUUAGAUCUUGGAAAAUAUGAUCCUCAUACUCAGCUGCCCUCACGCCCUUGUUGUCAGAGAUGUGACAAGUCUAGGCACAGGCUCUGGCUACUGAGCCUUAUUUCACUCGUGCCUGCUGACUUUACUAGGACACAAAACAGGUUUUGUGUCUUAAAGAAUUUGACAUUUUUCUUUUACUCUAACAUGCUAACCUCCCAAUGAUAGAAUAAAGGUCAGAUUAUUCUACCCCCAUGUCAUACAAGGGAACCUGAGGACCCAGAGAGUUUACGUUAGUCAUUUGCCUGUUCAUUUGUUCAUGCGUUCAUUUAGGGCCCAGUUUACUGUGAUAAGCAUUGUUGUCUACUAGGGACUAGAACUUGGGUUGUCGAGCUUGAAUUCAUCCAGAUCCUAGGCUGACAUUAUCCUGUGUGUAGUUCUGAUCCACUUUGUAGAUUUACGGUUUAAAUAUCAAGUUACAAAUAAUAUAUAUGAAGGAUUUAUUAUUAUGUGCCAGAAACUCUGCUAAGAACUUUAUAUACCUUAUCUUAUUUAAUCCCAUAAUGACCUAAUAAAGUAGUCCCUGUUACUGUCCUCUUUUUACAGAAGAGGUCAGUAACAGAAAUGUAAAGUAGCACAUCACUUGACAAGGGCAGAGACAGGUUUUCAUCAAGGUUUCUUAGACCCCAGAGGCUGACAGCUUAACCACCUCAUGAUAUAAGCUCUUCUCUCUAUUUUCUGGAUUUCAACUUUUAAUAGUUUCUUCUAGUCUAAGCAGAAGGCAGCCAGGAUGAUUCCAGCCUGAAAUCCUUCCUGAAAGUCGCUAGCUAUUUUGAGUAGCAAGUCCCAUGAGGCAUGCACAUCCCUAGGGGAUAAAGGACAGGUUUGGAGGGGCACUUCUGCCUACCAAAGACUGCUUCAUGGAAAAAGCCCGAUCAAGGGGCAGUGAUGUUAUAGAAGAGAGAUAUGGUGAGGACGGUGCCCUCUGAAACCCACAGCGGUCAGCUAGCUUCCAGUUCACCAAGGCAGAUUUCACGAGGGGUAAGACAGGUGUCUGUGUAUGCGCGCACGUGUGUGUGUAUGUGUGUAUGCAUGAAUCUGCUAUUUUCACCUUUUGGCUUUUUAAACAAUCUCAAAUUUUGUUCAUGACAGGUCAGAAAUCUGAAUAUGAUUGACUGCCCCUAGUAGCUCAUCAUUACUGUUCUAAGUUGGAAAAAAGGGAGGCAGCUAGAGAAAAGAAACUGCACUGAAGUGUGUGAGUGUGUGUGUGCGUGUGUUGUGUAUGUGUGUUUAUGUAUAAAUUUUUGUGUAUAUAUGUAUAUAUGUGUGUACAUCUACCUAAAUGUAUAUAAUAUAUCUAUACAUUUGUAUACGUAUAUAAGCAGAUCUUAGUUUGAAACUGGAAUUUUGAGUUUGAGGGAUUUAUUAUUAUUAUAAUUUAUUUUUGAUUACUAGAUAGUCUAAUACAGUUCUAAUUUCCAAAAUUCUCUUCCAUUAUGAGUAUAAUGUAUGUAUCUAUGGUGCAGAGAAUAUGAUUAGAAUACCUAGGUUUAACAUCUGUGGAUGCAAAACCAAACAAAAGUGCAUUUAAGGAAAAGCCAAACUUGGAAAACCUGGCUUUCUUAUUUGAACCAUUUGUUGGAAUUUCAAACUACGUAUUGUCUAACUUGUUCAUUAAAAAACAAAACAAAACAAACAAACAAAAAAAAAACACCACCACCACCAAGUAAAGGUGGUGAUGUUUAGGAAGAAAAUAGAGGUCUAUGGCAGCAUAAAUCCAAUGGUUAUCAUGCCAGUGGUAUUUCGCCUGCCUAUUUGUUAAUUUACUAUCUCCUUACUGAUUUCACUUCAUCAUUCAUGGGGGUCCCUGUGGCCUUACAUGAUUUUUAGGUGGGGCUCAUUAUCUGUUUAAUUAUUUUAAAGCUACCGUAAAUAACUUAUAAUAUGCAUAUUGUAAAUAUAUACUAAAGCUCAAGGGCACAUUGUAAUAAUAACCAAACGUUUUCUAGCCUCCUGCAAAUAACCCUUUAAGCCUGUUUGUACAGAUACCAAAAUAGUUGCUCAAAGAAGGAACAACAUAAAAGUUAAAUGAAAGAAAAUGUUACUUACCUGUUUUGGCAUCCGGUAGGCAUAGGACCAAAUGACUGAAAUUUGGGCACUCUUAAAGAUACGGUAAGUUAUGUUUUUAUCCAUAGCCAUGUGCUUUGCAUAUUUUGGAGAAUAUGAAAGGUGUUUUAAGUCAACCUAUGCAAACAGAGCUUCCCUGGUGCUCCUUGGGAUCAGUUUAUUGCGCACAAGCUCAUACCUUCAGAAGCUCAGCCUGGCUCAGCUGAUAGUCCAGGCACAGACUCUCCCUCCCAGGGGCCUGUCAGGUUAGCUCAGUCAGAAACAUUUGCAAACCUAUUGAGAACGGUCAUUCACUUUUUCCCCAAAGGCUCCCUGCAGAUAUGGUCUUAAAAGCCUAGGAAAGAAAAUCAAUUCUGUACCAAUUAAAUGUUCUAAUUAGGUUUAAGGACACUUAAAGAAGGAGUGGUUGGUUUUCUAAAAAAUUUUGGAGCAGAGGGAGAGGUUUAACACCAACCUGGGCUUCAAGUUCCCGUCUCAUUUUUCUUUCCUUUAUUUUUAUUCCAAAGAAGUAUGUUGGAUCAGGAGAAUUUUGCUUAAAAUAUUCUGCUUAGUUUAGAAAAGGACAGAUUAAUGUUUUUUGUACAUCAUGUGGGGUGGAGAAGUGGGGAUGCCCAAACCCCUCAUCACCCUGUUUCUGACUCAUGAGUUACUGGAGUGGUAUCCUACUUGAAACAUGGAGAAGCAGAAACGUAGAGCAGCUGCAUUUCAGAGCCUCAGUGAAAGCUGUUAAUGGGAUCUACCAUAAGUGGGUUACCACUUCGAUUAGCGAUGGCAUCUAGCUUGUUUCCCUGAUAGGAACUUAGUCUGUAAAAUCAAGACCCUUUGGGUUGGCUGAAGGAAUUGAACUAAUGAUCUCAGUUGAAUUCCUGAGCAUCUUUUCCCCACAUCUCUUCAGAUCCAGCAGAGCACUGAGUAGAAUCUAACAAACAACAUAAUUUGUCCAAAUUAAAUCAACCUGUUUAAAUAGGAUUAGCACCACUGUUGACACUUACAAAGAUCCUACUGAUUGGGAUACCUGGGGAUCUCCAAGUACCUUUUGCCAGGGACUGUCAAGCUCCUCGUACAUUCCAUCUCUGAUGCUUUGAAUGUGAUGUCACCAUAGACAGAGGAGUCUGAAUUUUGCUGGUACUAACCCUGAGUGGUGAUCUGUUGGGGCCUUGCUCAUGUUCCUUUUUCCUGACCUCAUUCAAGUGCUUGAUGACUUGGGUCGGUUUGUUGCACACUGAUGUAUACCAAGUGACACCCACUGAAAUUACCUCUUUUCCUUUCGAAUGCAGUUCACUUGUACAUAAGUGUAAUGUCAAAUUGUUUACAGGUUCUUUUUUUGUGUGUAAUUGUGAUAGCAGAUUUAGCUCAAACUUUAAAGGAAUCUGUUUACUGAAUUGUGUUAAAAAUGAAUGUGCUUAUUACAGUAUAAACAUCAUUAAUUAUGGACUCACAUGAAUGCAUGUCUACCUGUUGUCAACUCCCAGCAGCUUGGUUAUCCAGCAAAAAGUCUGCAGUCUGUGAAUAGCAAAAUAUACAUAAACUUCUGUGACUCUGCUAACUCAGUAACUGUUUUUACCUUGGUAUGUAACACUGUAGAUUUCAGCCUGCUGUAUUUCUUUCUUACCUAUUUGUUUUUGCAAGAGAAACAUGAUCUAAGAUAGCACUUCUAAUUGUCCCAAUGGAAUUGCGCACCAUUUUGGCGAUCAUUGGUCCACCCAAAAGGCAGCUGCCUUGUGCUGGAACAAUGGCCCUGAGCAACGUAUAAAUAUAUAUACAUACAUAUCUAUGUAUGCAAUAUCGACAGUGCUAAUUAUUACCAUAUAUAGUCUCACUGCCAAUGGAAACAAGCUAUUUUCUUUGGAAUCACUGAUGGAUAUACAGAGAUUAAUUUGCUGCUAACUGCUUUCAUAUUCUGUUUAGUUCCUAGAGUAUGGUAAAUGACACAAGUGCAGUAUCAGUAUUGUAAAACUGUGUGGUGAAAACUGCAAAAGUCAUUCUGUGGAUAUAUUUUAAAAGGCAGACCAGAAACUAUAUUUCAGAUCCUUGUGUGAAUAUAAUUACAGAAAUAGGUAACUAUUUUUUAUGUGUUUCCAUAGAUGACUCCAUUUCAUAUACAUUGUAAUU